Oncorhynchus kisutch (coho salmon) is the source of this 4204-nucleotide messenger RNA. It is a transcript of the gene cdk18, whose product is annotated as cyclin dependent kinase 18. Gene Ontology annotation, molecular function: cyclin-dependent protein serine/threonine kinase activity; ATP binding. Gene Ontology annotation, cellular component: nucleus; cytoplasm. Gene Ontology annotation, biological process: protein phosphorylation. The record is from RefSeq and is a predicted model, not a curated record. Lineage: Eukaryota; Metazoa; Chordata; Actinopteri; Salmoniformes; Salmonidae. The transcript is spliced from 16 exons. The coding region runs from base 401 to 1840 and encodes 479 amino acids.
GGGCGGGGUGAAUGCGGUAGGGGGCGGAGAGAGAGAUUGACGAUAACACUCUUCUGUAGCGUUCCCUCUCUUCUCAUAAUCUCGAGUUAGUUUAUGUUUUUUUCUGUUUAUUAUUUUUCAGUCAGCAGGUCAUUGCAUGCAGGCGGACGGAGUGGCUGAGUCCUGCGCUGUCAGAGGGGGAGAUUGGAGUGGUUGUCUCUUGCUACUACGCUCUUUCUAUUUCUCUCUCUUGCUUGUGUUCUGCAUGCUACCAUCGGAAUAACAUUCCUGCAGCUCUGGAUUAUCUGCCUAAAACACAGAAUUACACUUUUACACACACACCUGGGAAAUCUCUGGAUACCGUAAAUAGAAGGAGAGAGGCUUCUGUUUCCCUUCGCGGGCGACCUCUUCUCCCCUCGCCAUGAACAAGAUGAAGAACUUUAAGCGACGUUUCUCUCUGUCUGUCCCUCGCACUGAGACCAUCGAGGAAAACGAGUUCACUGAGCAAAUCAACCAGCUCAACAUCCAACACACUCAGGCACUGACUCCAGACAGCCUGACUCUGCCGUCACUGCACCCUGAGGCCAGUCCCAGUCCAGUGAGCCCUGAGCCAGUCGUACCUGGAGCACAGUCCCCCUCCCAGCUCCAGUACCGCAGCAAAGCACCACACCGACGCUUCUCUAUGGAAGACGUGAGUAAGCGUAUGUCUCUGCCCAUGGACAUCCGCCUUCCUCCGGAGUUCCUCAAGAAGCUGCAGAUGGAGAGAGAGAUGGAGAGUGAGAACAACUCUCCUCCCUGCAAACCCCUCAGCCGCAUGUCUCGACGGGCUUCACUGUCUGACAUUGGCUUUGGAAAGCUGGAGACGUACGUGAAACUGGGCAAACUGGGAGAGGGGACGUAUGCCACCGUUUUUAAGGGUCGGAGCAAACUGACAGAGAACCUGGUGGCGCUGAAAGAGAUUAGGCUAGAGCACGAGGAGGGAGCGCCCUGUACAGCUAUCAGAGAAGUGUCUCUACUGAAGAACCUAAAACACGCCAACAUUGUCACACUGCAUGACAUCAUACACACAGAUCGCUCCCUCACUCUUGUCUUUGAGUACCUGGACAGUGAUCUGAAACAGUACCUGGACAACUGUGGAAACCUGAUGAGCAUGAACAACGUCAAGAUCUUUAUGUUCCAGUUGUUACGUGGUCUGUCCUACUGCCAUAAGAGGAAGAUCCUUCACAGAGACCUCAAACCUCAGAAUCUGCUCAUCAACGACAAGGGAGAGCUCAAACUAGCUGACUUUGGUCUGGCACGGGCCAAGUCUGUCCCCACUAAGACCUACUCCAACGAAGUGGUGACUCUAUGGUACCGCCCCCCUGAAGUACUUCUGGGUACCACAGAGUACUCUACACCCAUCGACAUGUGGGGCGUGGGCUGUAUUCUAUUUGAGAUGGCGACAGGUCGUCCCAUGUUCCCCGGCUCCUCAGUGAAAGAGGAGCUGCACUUAGUCUUCAGAAUCAUUGGUACCCCAAAAGAAGACAGCUGGCCAGGUAUCUCCAAUAAUGAUGAGUUCAGAUCCUACAUGUUCCCCGAGUACAGACCUCAGCCACUCAUCAACCACGUGCCUAGGCUGGAUACUGAGGGGAUUGACAUGCUAACUGCUUUACUCCUGUAUGACACUAGGACCAGAGUCUCAGCUGAAGCAUCUCUUAGACACACCUACUUCCUCACCCUGGGAGAGAACAUCCACAGCCUUGCAGACACCUCCUCUGUGUUUUCUCUCAGAGAAAUUAAACUACAGAAAGACCCAGGCCACCGCAGCUCAGUGUUCCAGCCUCCAGGUCGGGGGAAGAACAGAAGGCAGAGCAUAUUCUAAAGGACGACCAGCCGAUGGAGUGCAGACAGGGCGAGAGAAACCCUCAAGGAGGAAUCGGCUUUGAAGACAAACACACUCCAAUCCCUCAUACAAACAGAAAUACAAAUGCAAACACAAACAUCCAGGUCACAUCAGUCUAACCUAAAAGGUAUUUCCUGGUUAAAUAAAGGUUCAAGUUAAAUUUACACACACACACACACAUCUAAUCCUCUCCAUCCCCACAACAGAGGAUGGAUACAGACAGGGUUUCUGAGAAUAAACUAGCACUACACCUCAAACGUCUUGGAGCCGAGUUCCCUCUAUAUGAGCAUUCUACUGUCAUGAUUCUGGGACUGACCAGGAAGUAUCUCCCAUUCUCCUACCCAAUCCCCUUCCUACUCAGCCCCCGGCAGACACCCAAGCUAACCAAUCACUCUGCAUGUUUCAAUGAUCUCCACUUCUCCCUUUCCCUUCCUCCUCUCCUUCUGUUCAUGUCCCCUUGUAAUAAAAUAACACAGAGUUAGCACCUUGCAACACAACCACCAUCUGAGACCAAAACUCUAAAUCUAAACUAAAUCUGAAUGGUUGGGCAAACCUGCCUCUACAUAACCACCCCUUGAUUUCACCUAGUGGGGAUUUCAUUCAAAUCAGUAUUACAGUUUUUGAAAUGGCCUUAGUAAAAUGUGCUUGAGAUUUCUUUCUUCAAAAUAUGAUAUAAAGAAACCUAUGGGCAUUUGCUUUGCAUUAGUGAAUAACACACGUUUAGUGUUCGUAUCACUGAGUCUCCUAUUUGCACAAGCCUGAAAUCACCUCUGAAGAGUGUUCCUGGACUGGCUCUAGAUUAAGAUGAAGAAGGAUCAGACAAAGACCAUUACAUAAUAAACCCGGAAUUGCAAAUGGAAACUGACUAUUCCAAUUGGUUUAUUCACUUCCAUUCACUGGAGCACAAAUUCUGAUCUCCCCACUUCUCUCUGAAGUGUGCAGUUGUCCCCCCCCCCCCCCCCAUAUGAAAUGGGCUUGGGAACUCCAAUUGGCUCCCAGAGCAGAUAUAGGAUAUAGGAUCACUGUCUAAUCUGUCUCCAUUUUAUGCUUGGACCGAGCCUCUCUUCUAACAGUCUCACCUUACCUCUCACCUACCUCUCUCCUAACCUAGGGUGCAUCUAGUCUUGAGGGGGUUCCUCUUCUCCUCUCAUUCAUCUAAACUGCUAUAAAAAAAGACAGGGUCACUGAAAAGCAAUUUGGGGUAAGCCUACUAGGAUUCAAUCUGUUUACACCUCUGUGUGUCCAGCGCAUUUCUAUCUGAUGAAAGAAAGGGAACAAGGAGAGGGAGCCACUAUAGACUACUCAGAUGCAGUUCUCUCUACCCCACACUGGAGACAAUGCCAAUAAUCUUCUAGAGAUAACUUUCCUUGUCUCCUUUACUUCCUCACCACCUAACUGAAAAAAACAGACAGGUAAAAGCAAUAUGGUGGACACUUCUCCAGUCCUAUCAGUGGCCAUGAAGGAAAUAAGGUAAGGAUGGGAAGCCAAAAGCAUUGGGACCCACUGGGAGAGAUGGUGAUCUGUGUAUUACACUUUAAAACUUCCCCUCUGUUUAUUUUAGCAACCUCUGGGGCAGAAGUAUUAUCCUACUGUAUAUGUUUUGCUGUGGUAAAUAAAGAUAUUUUAAAUAAUGUACUGUAAUGAAAAUAAAUCAUAUGUACCUUAAAGGCCCAGUGCAGUCAAAUGUGAUAUUCCUGUGUUUUAUGUAUAUUUCCACACUAUGAGGUUUGAGUAAUACUGUGAAAAUGAUGAUAAUGCCCUUUUGGUGUAAGAGCUGUUUGAAAAUACCACCCGUUUACUGCCAGGUGGUAAAUUAGUUAAUAGUCAAAUAAGAAAGAGAGUUCCAAACCUCUCUGGCAAUAACAGCGAGUUUUCAGUUUUCCCCUCAAUCAGACCACUCCCAUUUAGUCUUAGCAAAAUUAGACAUUUCUCUUCGCUAAGGAAGCUAUCUGGUUAUUUAGAUAUUAGUUUAUUUUAGACAAUUUGAAUAGACAGCAAUCACAGUAAGGUACUUAAUUGUAAACCAGAAAUGACUUGAUGUCUGAUAAAAAUAUCUGCAUUGGACCUUUAAGAGAUGUUUUUCUUCUUUCUCAGUGAAUUUUAUGCCAGAUGAUACAAGUGAUGACUGUAUUAAAUGACUGUAGAUGAUGUCUAAAUGUUUUAUAAAAGAUAAAGUAUAUUUAGAUUUUGUAUCAAAUGUGAUAUUCAAUAUUUUGUGUGAUUUAUCUACAGGACUAUUAUUAAAACAAGAGAAACUGAAUGUAUUGUGACUGCCAAGAAGCCAAAAGUGAUCAAAUAAUAAAUAACUGAUAAAUUAAUAAAUUAUAUCAUUCUGUAGCACAA